Messenger RNA from Truncatella angustata, 2436 nucleotides. RefSeq names its product Tetrapeptide transporter, OPT1/isp4. NCBI's taxonomy places the organism in Eukaryota, Fungi, Ascomycota, Sordariomycetes, Amphisphaeriales, Sporocadaceae. Bases 1 to 2436 code for a protein of 811 amino acids. The record is from RefSeq and is a predicted model, not a curated record. The transcript has 6 exons. Gene Ontology annotation, biological process: transmembrane transport. Gene Ontology annotation, molecular function: oligopeptide transmembrane transporter activity.
AUGGGUUUCUCAUUUCGCAAGUCCAAGGGCGCUAGCGCAACUGAAGUCCAGACGACUGGCUUCGAAGCCCACCCCACCGACUCCAACGACCUCGGCGACGAUGUCGCUCAUGAUGUCGCCAACGCCAACGUGCACCUCAAGCGCGUCAAGGAACAGCACAAAUGGGAUCCCUUCAUGGACUACGACAAGAUCGACGCCGUCGACGCUGCCCUUGCCAGUGGCGACGCCGAGAAGGGAGCUGCAGUCGAAGUGACCCUCCUCCAGGAAGACUCCCCCUACAUGGAAGUGCGCGCUGCGGUCGCACCCACUGACAACCCGGACGACUACGUCGAUACUGUUCGUGCCUGGACUAUUGGUUUCAUCGUCUGCACCGUCGUUGGCGCCAUGAACGUCCUGCUCUAUGAGCACUACCUCCAAGUCGCCAUCACCAGCCCUGUCGUCCAGUUGAUCUCGUACCCCAUGGGUGCUGGCUGGGCGAAGUUCGUCCCCGACGUCGGCUUUACGCUCUUUGGUCGCUCAAUCCGCCUCAACCCGGGCCCCUUCAACAAGAAGGAGCACACCAUCGUCACCAUGAUGGCAGCCGCCGGUACCACCAUCAGUUACGCCAUUUCGAUCCUGAUCGCACAGCAAAUCUUCUACGGUCAGGUAUGGGGCUGGGGUUUCCAGAUCCUGCUGAUCAUGUCCACCCAGGCCAUGGGAUUUGGUAUUGCCGGAAUUCUGCGCCGCUUCUUGAUCUGGCCCGCCGCCAUGGUGUGGCCUGCCACCCUUAUCACUACCUCGGUCAUGGACAGUCUGCAUAGUCACGGCAGGGCAGACCCUGCUGCCACCAAUGGCUGGAAGAUUGGUCGUUACCAUUUCUUCCUCGUCGUGGCCGGGGCUACCUUCUUCUGGCAAUGGAUUCCCAAUGUCAUCGCGCCAUUUGUUUCCAACCUCGGCCAAUUCCCCACGUGGAUUGCCCCGAACAACGUGGUGGUCAACCAGGUCUUUGGCGGUACAAAUGGCCUAGGCUUCAUCCCCGGCACCCUAGAUUGGAGCGGUGUCUCGGGUUUCUUCAUGAACCCUCUGCAAUUCCCCUCGUUCGCCAUCUGGAACUCGCUGUUCGGCGCCGUGCUUAUUCUCGUCUGUGGCUACAUCACUGCGUUUGCCGGUGCGGACUUCUACAAGUAUCUCCCGUUGAGUGCCAACAAGAACUUCGACCACUUCGCCAAGCCAUACAACACCUCGAGGAUCCUGAACGAAGACCUGACCCUGAACAUCGAGGCAUAUGAGGCCUACUCUCCUCUGCUGAUCGGUCCAGUCUUCACCAUGGCUUACGCCCUCGGAUUUGCUGCUCUCAUGUCGACCGUGUGCCACGUCGGUCUCUUUUACGGCAAGGAUAUCUACAGGCGUACCAAGAACGCAAGGUACGAGGAGCCGGAUAUCCACUUGAAGCUGAUGAGAAAGUACCCCGAGGCCCCCGAAUGGUGGUUUUUGAGCGUCUUUGUCAUCUUCUUUGUUUUCGCAAUGGUUGCCUCUCAGGUCUGGGAUACCAAGCUUACUUGGUGGGGAUUCAUCCUCUGCAUUCUGAUCGGAGUGGCCCUCACACUACCGGUCGGAAUCAUCCAAGCCAUCACCAGUCAGCAGACCGGUCUGAACAUCAUCACCGAGUUCAUCGUUGGUUAUAUGUUGCCCGGCAGGCCUAUCGCUAUGAUGUUGUUCAAGAGCUGGGGCUACAUGCUCAUGUCAAACAGUCUCACUUUCGUUCAGGAUAUGAAGGUCGGCCACUACAUGAAAGUGCCUCCCCGCUCCAUGUUCCGUGCACAGCUCUUCGCUGUCGUCUGGUUGUCUCUCGUCCAGAUCGCUACCUUCAACUUCCUCGUCGGUAACAUCCCUGAGUUCUGCUCCGAGGACCAGCCCCAGGGCUUCACGUGUCCUGGUGCCACGACGUUCUACAACGCCAGUGUCAUCUGGGGAGUCGUUGGCCCCAAGAGAAUGUUCGGCCCCGGCGCCCUGUUCUCGUGGAUUAACUACUUCUGGCUGAUCGGAGCUGCUUGCACAACCAUCCAUUACUUUGUCGCCAGGAGAUAUCCUCGUAGCAUCGCUCGGUACGUUUACUUCCCCGCCAUCUUCAGCAUUGGUGGUAUGAUUCCUCCCGCCACACUCUGGAACCUGACCAACUGGCUCCUUGUCGGCGCCAUAUUCAACAUCUGGAUCAUGAAGAAGUACAAGGGCUGGUGGUCUCAGUACACUUACGUCAUGGCUGGUGCGCUCGAUGUAGGCAACGCAAUCUGCAUUGUCCUCUUCGCAUUGGGUCUCGGUCUUUCUGCCAGUUCCUUCCCUGAAUGGUGGGGAACAACCAUCUCCAGCUCGACUUCUGACGCCAUGAGGACGGCCCGUACCAAGUUUUUGCCUGCUGAUGGUGUAAGCUUCAUGGGUCCACCUGCGGGCAGCUGGUAA